This is a messenger RNA of Chelonus insularis, 2299 nucleotides long. It is a transcript of the gene TM9SF4, whose product is annotated as transmembrane 9 superfamily protein member 4. NCBI's taxonomy places the organism in Eukaryota, Metazoa, Arthropoda, Insecta, Hymenoptera, Braconidae. The transcript has 10 exons. Gene Ontology annotation, cellular component: membrane. Gene Ontology annotation, biological process: protein localization to membrane. Bases 302 to 2185 code for a protein of 627 amino acids. The record is from RefSeq and is a predicted model, not a curated record.
CAGCAGAAAGUCCUCUUUACUUCUGAUACGGAAAGUUCUAUUUUUUAUCACAGUUCUGUAAAGUAUAUAAAAAGUUGGCUUGGUAAUCUGUAUUGUCACGUUCGUGUAAUUACAUCUAUGUACACAUUCACAGAGAUUUAGGAAGAUUCGUGCGUCAGUUCGAUGGAUAGUUGGACGACAGUAUUGUAACGACAACUUCACUUUCUUGAGUAUUGUGGGUGUAAAUUGGACUGAAUGUACAUCAUAUACACAUAAGUAAUCAUCAGCGUGGCGCGAUUUCAUCUAGAAUUAACGUCACAGCAUGGAAAAAUUGACAUGGAGUGUGAUUGUGUUACUGUUGUUUACUUUGGAGAUAAGAGCCUUCUAUGUUCCUGGAGUAGCUCCAGUCGAAUUCAAGAAAGGCCAAAAAAUAGAUGUAAAGGCUGUAAAAAUGACUAGUACUCAUACUCAACUACCAUAUGAGUAUUAUUCUUUGGAUUUUUGUAGACCCAAAAAUGGAACUUAUAUUUACAUGUCAGAAAAUUUGGGUGAAAUUCUUCGAGGUGAUCGAAUUGUAAAUACACCUUACGAAGUAGCUAUGGGUGAGGAUAUAAGCUGUAGAUUACUUUGUCAUUCACCCAAAAAUCCAAUGACUUGGGACGAAAAAACAUCAAAGACAGUUAUAGAACGAAUACAGCAUGAAUAUACCGUUCAUUUGUUAAUAGAUAAUUUACCAGCAGCAACAAAGAAGACACAUAAGGACGAUACCACAAUAGUUUAUUAUGGAUAUCGAUUAGGAGGUUUUAAAGAUGGCCAAUAUUUUAUAAAUAAUUUACUAACACUUAAAUUAAGUUAUCAUAAGCAUGGAGAGAACCAAUUUCGGGUAAUUGGCUUUGAAGUUGAUGCUCGAUCAGUAAAUUAUAAAGAAGUAGAAUUCGACGGAAAUAAAUGUCAAGCGCCUAACGACGCUUCACCUCAAUACGUCAGUCCAACAGGAACGAAUUUAUUGUUUUUAUACUCAGUGGAAUGGAAACAAUCAGAUAUUAGCUGGGCUAGCAGAUGGGAUGUUUAUUUAGGAAUUAAUGAUGUUGAAAUUCAUUGGUUUUCAAUUAUCAACUCACUUGUUGUGGUUUUCUUUUUAUCUGGUAUUCUUACUAUGAUCAUGGUAAGAACACUUAGAAGAGAUAUAGCACGUUAUAAUGCCGGAGAAAGUGAGAGUUUAGCUGGACUUGAUGAAUCAAUUGAAGAAAGUGGAUGGAAGUUAGUUCAUGGUGAUGUUUUUAGACCACCAACAAAUUCAAGAUUGUUUGCUGCAGUUAUUGGCAGUGGAAUUCAAAUAUUUUUCAUGGCUCUUAUAACAAUAUUUUUUGCUAUGCUGGGGAUGCUUUCUCCUGCAAGCAGAGGAGCUUUAGCAACGGGUGCGAUUUUUUUCUACGCAGUAUCUGGAUUAAUUGCGGGUUAUUUUUCUGCACGUUUAUACAAAACAAUUCGUGGAAGACAAUGGAAACGUGCAGCCUUACUAACAGCAACAUUUUAUCCUGGAAUAGUAUUUGGAACAUGCUUUUUUUUGAAUUUCUUCAUCUGGGGAAAACAUAGUUCCGGAGCAGUACCUUUCACUACUAUGUUAUCACUUUUAUGUCUUUGGUUUGGCAUUUCUCUUCCUCUCGUUUACCUUGGAUACUUUUUUGGAUACAGAAAACAAGCAUUUACCCAUCCAGUACGAACUAAUCAAAUACCAAGACAAGUUCCUGAUCAAGUGUGGUAUUUAAAUCCAGUUUUAUGCACAUUAAUGGCAGGAAUUCUACCAUUCGGAGCAGUUUUUAUUGAACUAUUUUUUAUCUUGACUGCAUUUUGGGAAAAUCGAUUUUAUUAUUUAUUUGGUUUCCUAUUUCUUGUGUUUUGUAUACUUGUUAUUUCUUGUUCACAAAUAUCAAUUGUCAUGGUUUACUUUCAAUUGUGUGGAGAAGAUUACAGGUGGUGGUGGAGAAGUUUUAUUGUUAGUGGCGGUUCAGCUGUUUACGUAUUAGCUUACUCGGUUUUCUAUUUUAUGACAAAAUUAGAAAUAUCUGAAUUAGUGCCAACAUUAAUGUACUUCAGUUACACAGGACUUAUGGUGCUCACAUUUUGGUUAUUAACCGGAACAAUUGGGUUCUUCGCAGCCUAUGCGUUUAUUCGUAAAAUUUACGCAGCUGUAAAAAUUGACUAGUCGAAUUUAUAUGAUAAUAAUAAAAAAAAAUUACAACAUUUCCUCAUAUUUUUUUCAAUAGUAUUGUAAAAUAAUUCAAGGCAUUUUUUAUUAGCUUUCAAACUUAUAAUUAUU